AUGCCAGGACUCAUUGCAGACAAUGUCAAGCACCAUCACUCCUUCGCUUGCCUCCAAGCCUUUUUCCAUGGGGAGAAAACGCCCGUGAAUGCAUUAGACGCCUUCUGCGAGCCGAUAGAGAACAAGUGGAUGACGACGCAGGACAGCGGAGAGGUCGAAGAGGAGCUGAACAUGUCAUGGAGGGGCCUCUUGAGCCAGGCAAUGAACACCUCGUUCAAAGAUCCAGCGCGGCAAAAGCUUGUAGACUUCGUGCAUAGUCUGCGAAAGAGACCGAAUCUGGCGAAGGAUGGACAAGUAUGUGAGGUGCAGGGGAUGACUGUAUGGCGAGAUCUUCCAACCUUUGGCUAUAAAGUGCGAGAUGCCUGGAAUACGCGUGAGUACUGGGAGUGAGUUUUGGGGUCCUGUUCUAUCAAGCUGAUAUGGUCGAUGGCAGCUGCCGGGCAGAACAGCGAUCAGCACAGCAAAGACCACUGGAUCAACUUGAACGCCUUCACGGCCGCGCUUCUCGCAUCGGAUCCGAAUGACAGCUUGGAUCUCUCCUUGUUUGGCCUAUGGUCUACCCGCAUGGCUCUCGAGGAAUCACACAAGGCUCCGGAUGCAGUCGUUGCUGCGGCAGCUGCAUGGUUUGCCUUUGCUGGCCCUUCGAUAUGGAAGUUCUCCCAGCAAGGGAAGAGCUUCGACGGCAAAGUAGCGAAGCCGGGUUCUGCGUUUAGCGAGCGCGAGUGGAGAGGGUUCAGUCAGGAGCGCUGGAUAGCAUGGCAGGACAAGUUUGGCGCGGUGGAAGGACAACUGUCGGAGGCGAGCGCCAAAGAACUCGUGGCAGAAGCAAGGAAGGCGAUGGCUGAGGCGAAGUAG
Messenger RNA from Lecanosticta acicola, 855 nucleotides. The record is from the annotation of a GenBank genome assembly. NCBI's taxonomy places the organism in Eukaryota, Fungi, Ascomycota, Dothideomycetes, Mycosphaerellales, Mycosphaerellaceae.